This is a messenger RNA of Arabis nemorensis, 1038 nucleotides long. The record is from the annotation of a GenBank genome assembly. NCBI's taxonomy places the organism in Eukaryota, Viridiplantae, Streptophyta, Magnoliopsida, Brassicales, Brassicaceae.
AUGUCCUUCUCCUUCUUCAAACCAUCGAGGCCUAAAACGCCUCAAGAGGUCGUUAAGGCGAUCAGAGACAGUCUCAUGGCUCUCGACACCAAAACCGUCGUCGAAGUUAAAGCCCUCGAGAAGGCUCUGGAAGAAGUUGAGAAGAAUUUUUCUUCUCUGAGAGGAAUGCUUUCUGGAGAUGGUGAGGCUGAACCAAAUGCUGAUCAAGCUGUACAGUUAGCAUUAGAAUUUUGCAAAGAAGAUGUUAUCUCUCUUGUUAUUCAUAAGCUACAUAUUUUGGGAUGGGAAGCAAGAAAAGAUUUACUGCAUUGCUGGUCUAUCUUGUUGAAACAACAAGUCAGCGAGACCUAUUGCUGCGUGCAAUACUUUGAAGAACAUUUCGAGUUGCUCGACUCUUUGGUUGUGUGCUAUGACAACAAGGAGAUUGCUCUGCACUCUGGAAGUAUGCUUAGGGAAUGCAUAAAAUUCCCAAGUCUUGCUAAGUAUGUUUUAGAGUCUGCCUGUUUUGAGUUAUUCUUCAAGUUUGUGGAAUUGCCAAACUUUGAUGUUGCUUCUGAUGCAUUUUCAACAUUCAAGGAUCUUCUCACAAAACAUGAGUCAGUCGUCUCCGACUUUCUCACCUCUCAUUACAGUGAGUUCUUUGAUGUAUAUGAAAGACUUUUGACAUCUUCAAAUUAUGUGACGAGAAGGCAAUCGCUGAAGCUUCUCUCGGAUUUCCUAUUGGAGCCCCCAAAUUCACACAUAAUGAAGAAAUUCAUCUUAGAAGUUCGUUACUUGAAAGUCAUAAUGACGCUUUUGAAGGACUCGAGCAAGAAUAUUCAAAUAUCGGCCUUCCAUAUAUUCAAGAUCUUUGUUGCGAAUCCUAAUAAGCCGCAAGAAGUGAAGAUCAUUUUGGCAAGAAAUCAUGAGAAAUUACUCGAACUCCUUCACAACUUGUCCCCUGGUAAAGGUUCCGAAGAUGAUCAAUUCGAAGAGGAAAAAGAGCUGAUCAUCGAGGAGAUUCAAAAAAUGUCUGGUCUGCAAAACCUCGAACAUUAG